Molecule: messenger RNA, 1597 nt
Organism: Bufo bufo (common toad)
Lineage: Eukaryota; Metazoa; Chordata; Amphibia; Anura; Bufonidae
Gene: CD151
Product: CD151 molecule (Raph blood group)
Exons: 8
Coding region: 159-920 (253 amino acids)
Cellular component (GO): membrane
Source: RefSeq, a predicted model, not a curated record
UGAGGUGUGGCUUGUGAGGAGCCGCUGCCCUUCUUCUGGCCCCGGGGAGUCCGCCUCUCAGUGUCCGGAGGAUCAGCUCGGGGAGUCUGGGAGAUCUGUAGCCGCUGUCGGAGGUAAUACAGUGACCGAGGAAGGAGCGAGGAGACCGGGGAGUCACCAUGGGCGAGUACAAUGAGAAGAAAGAGACCUGUGGGACAAUAUGUCUGAAGUACCUGCUCUUCACUUUUAAUUUCUUUUUCUGGCUGGCAGGCCUUGCCGUCAUGGCCGUAGGAGUAUGGACAUUGGUCCAGAAAAGUGACUACAUCAGCCUCCUGCCGUCCAGCAUGUUCGCCGCCACUGCAUACAUCCUCGUCAUUGCCGGCGCUGUGGUCAUGGUCACUGGCUUCCUUGGAUGCUGUGCAACCUUCAAGGAAAGAAAAGGUCUCCUCAAAGUGUAUUUUAUCCUGUUACUCUGCAUCUUCAUCUUGGAGAUUCUGGCAGGUAUCUUGGCCUAUAUAUACUACCAGCAGCUGAAUGAUGAACUGAAGCAAAGCCUGAAGAACACUAUGACCAUGAAGUACAAGCAGCCAGGAGAGGACAGAGUCACCAGUGCAGUGGACAAGCUGCAGCAGGAGUUUAAGUGCUGUGGCAGUAAUAAUUCCCAGGACUGGAGGGAAAGUGCCUGGAUAAGGUCUGCAGAAUCAGAGGGGCGCGUGGUUCCCGACAGCUGCUGCAAGACUGUGACCACCAGGUGCGGGAUCCGAGACCAUCCCUCAAACAUCUACAAAGUCGAGGGCGGCUGCAUCACUAAACUGGAAGCCUUCAUCCGAUCCCAUCUGCUUAUUAUCGGAGCAGUGGGCUUAGGGAUUGGCUUUGUACAGGUAUUUGGAAUGAUCUUCACCUGCUGCCUCUACAAGAGUCUGAAGUCUGAUCCGUACUAAGAUGUCUAUGGACUUCUAUGAUUGCACUCAGUCUGUUGACCCAUCACAUCCUGCUGAGCUAAUAAGCUUCUGGGACAGCAAAAACUCAUGACAUCAGAAGCUUUCCAUCCCUAGAAUACCUGGCUGCCAAGCUUUUGUACUGUAUGUUAUCACAACUGCAUCAUCAGACUAUUAAUUUGUGCCAAGGUAACGAGUGUCAUGUCAGAAGCCAUAGUAUCUCAUGGACUAAUGCCUAAUGCCUUGAUUGAUCCUGUUGCUCACCUUCGUGUCUGAAAAAAGGUGGUGCGGUGGCACUGUCUUCAGGGUCCUUGAAUGUAAACUACUUCUCCUGCUGGAGAUGCACAUUCAUGGUCCCCUUACGUCAGCUCUGCCUUCUGAAAAUCACCAUCAUUGCCUUUAAAACCAAAUUGACAGCCAAAUAUGAAGCUAUGCAGAUGGUCUUUGACCGUCGUUUUCAGUCACCUAUCAACGCAGAAAAUAUUCUGUCCCUGACCAUGAGCAUACCUUAGUAUCACAUGUCAAAGUAUCGUUUUUAACAAGUAAUGGGCAUUUUUGAGAGAUUUUAGUUUUUCAUGCUUAUUUUUGUCUACGUAUUUUUAACCAGCUUUUACACUUUUGAUCUUAUAAAAUGUAUCACACUUGGCACUGCUUAAAGGGACAUUAAACCAAAUAUCCCA